Molecule: messenger RNA, 2090 nt
Organism: Pistacia vera
Lineage: Eukaryota; Viridiplantae; Streptophyta; Magnoliopsida; Sapindales; Anacardiaceae
Product: replication protein A 70 kDa DNA-binding subunit B-like
Biological process (GO): meiotic cell cycle; nucleotide-excision repair; telomere maintenance via telomerase
Cellular component (GO): DNA replication factor A complex; nucleus
Molecular function (GO): damaged DNA binding; single-stranded telomeric DNA binding
Source: RefSeq, a predicted model, not a curated record
GUCCAUUAAAAUACAAAAACAAACUCAUUCUGAUUCAUUUUCAUCAAUCAAAUUCGAAUUCUCAAUUAGCAGAGCAAGUCUCAGAGAAAGAGAGAGAGAGCAAGAAAGAGGAAAUGGCGAAAACAGUAACCCCAGAUGCAAUAUCAAUCUUAUUAUCAAACCCCUCUCCAGAUUCGUCCUCUGAUCUCCCUGAGAUCGUCGUCCAAGUUUUAGAUCUCAAGCUUACUGGCAACCGAUACAUGUUUAAUGCUAAUGAUGGGAAGUUACUUAAGGGGCAUUUUGCCAUCAAAUUAUCGUCAGAAGUCAUCUCAGGAAACAUUCAGAACAAGGGUCUCAUUCGUAUUCUCGACUAUGCUCUCAACGACUCCGACUCUAAAUCUGAAAAAUACUUGAUUGUGACAAAAUGUAAAGUGGUGGCACCUGCACUUGAAAUGGAGAUUAAAAGUGAGGUGAAAAGUCAGGAAGUUGGUGGUAUAAUUUUGAAGCCAAAACAAGAAAAUGAGAUGAAGAGUGAGGUGAAAAGAGAAGGGGCUUGCAUUCUUGUCAGACCUAAACAAGAAAUAAUUUCUAAAUCUGCUGCUCAAAUAGUUCAUGAACAGCAUGGAAAUAUGGCUCCUGCCGCCCGAAUGGCUAUGACUAGAAGAGUUCAUCCUCUUGUUUCCUUGAAUCCCUACCAAGGCAAUUGGACAAUAAAAGUUCGUGUUACAAGCAAAGGUAACAUGCGUACUUACAAGAAUGCAAGAGGAGAAGGGUGUGUCUUCAAUGUGGAGUUAACAGAUCAAGAUAGUACACAAAUACAAGCAACAAUGUUCAAUGAUGCUGCAAGGAAAUUCUAUGACAGGUUCCAAUUGGGAAAGGUGUAUUACAUAUCUCGGGGAACACUUAAGCUUGCUAACAAGCAAUUCAAAACUGUGCAAAAUGAUUAUGAAAUGACCUUGAAUGAGAAUUCUGAGGUGGAAGAAGCCAGUAAUGAAGAAACCUUCAUCCCUGAAACAAAAUUUAAAUUUGUUCAAAUUGAUGAGUUGGGCCCUUAUGUUAACGGAACUGAACUUGUUGAUAUUAUUGGAGUUGUUCAAAGUGUUUCUCCAACAAUGAGCAUUCGAAGGAAGAGUAACAAUGAAAUGGUUCCAAAGCGUGAUAUGACUGUUGCAGAUGAGACGAAGAGGACAGUUGUUGUCUCUUUGUGGAAUGACCUGGCAACUAAUGUAGGCCAGGAAUUGCUUGAUAUGGUCGAUCAAUCUCCAGUAGUUGCUAUUAAAUCCCUCAAAGUAGGAGACUUUCAAGGUAUAUCUUUGUCAGCACUUGGAAAAAGCACAGUACUGAUCAAUCCUGAUAUUCCAGAAGCAAAGAAGUUGAGGGCCUGGUUUGAUUCAGAAGGUAAAGAGACUUCAAUGGCCUCUAUUGGCUCUGGUUUGAGUCCUCCAACCAAAAUUGGGGCCUGGUCCAUGUACUCUGAUAGAGUAACCCUUUCUCACAUAACAAGUGACCCAUUAAUGGGAGAAGAAAAGCCAGUGUAUUUUAGCAUUAGAGGAUUUAUUAGCCUCAUCAAGCCUGAUCAGACUAUGUGGUACCGUGCUUGCAAAACUUGCAACAAAAAAGUGACAGAUGGAAUGGGAUCUGGGUAUUGGUGUGAAGGAUGCCAGAAAAAUGAUGAAGAGUGUUGUUUAAGAUACAUUCUGGUUGUGAGGGUUUCUGAUGAAAGUGGUGAAGCUUGGAUUUCUGUAUUUAAUAAUGAGGCAGAAAGUAUAAUUGGGUGCUCUGCUGAUGAGCUUGAUAAAUUGAAGUCACAGGUGGAAGAUAAUUCAUACCAAAUGAAAUUGAAGGAAGUUACUUGGGUUCCUUAUCUUUUCCGGGUUAGUGUCAUUCAACGUGAGUACAACAAUGAGAAAAGACAAAGGAUAACUGCAAAGGCUGUUGCUCCAGUUGAUUUUGCUGCAGAAUCCAAGUUUUUGCUUGAAGAGUUAACAAAGAAAGCUUCUCAAUAGGAUGUAUUUAGCUCUGAUCAUUGCAUUAUCUAGGUUGAUCGUCUUUUUGAUGCCAGUUUCUUGCUUGUAUAUGAUGAUUGAUGGAAGUUCAAUUCAAUUAGGAAA